UUCCUCAGGCAGAACAGCUGAGCCAUGGGAAAUGGAUCUGACAAACCCAGCCCACCUUCUCCCACCAUGGGAAACAAACCUGAUAAACCCCGCCCACCUUCUCCCACUUUUGAUGAACCAUGGAGGAACAUACAAUGGGGUAACAAAGACAGAGACCUGCAGGUUGUGAAAAAUUAUCAGCCUCAUAACGAUGAGGUCCAACAGCUCAGAAUUCUGCUUCAUGGACCCUCUGGUUCUGGCAAGUCCAGCUUCAUCAACUCUGUUGACAGUGUUUCACAAGGCAGAAUCACUGGUCGGGCUUUGGCAGAUGCAGUCUCUAACGACAGCUUCACCCUAAAAUACAAAAGUUACAAAAUCCAAAAAGGAGGACCAGGGACGUUUUACCCUUUUGCCUUCACUGACAUCAUGGGCCUUGAUAGGGAAACCAAUACGGGAGCAAAUGUGGAAGACAUCAAACUGGCCAUGAUGGGACACAUUAAAGAUGGAUACACUUUCAAUCCUCUCUCUAAAAUAACAGAGGAUGAUAAUUACUACAACAAAGACCCCGCUCUGAAGGACCAAGUUCAUGUUCUGGUUUAUGUCUUCUCUGCUGAGACAUCAAACAUCCUGAGUGAUGAAUAUGUGAGAAAGAUGAGGGAUGUCAGACUGGCAGCCAGAGACAUGGGAAUUCCCCAAGUGGCUAUUCUCACCAAAAUUGAUGAAGCCUGUCCAGAGGUCAAAAAAGACAUAAAGAACGUGUAUAAGAGCAAGUACCUGAAGAAACAGCUAAGUUUCUCUUGGUGA
Molecule: messenger RNA, 783 nt
Organism: Epinephelus lanceolatus (giant grouper)
Lineage: Eukaryota; Metazoa; Chordata; Actinopteri; Perciformes; Serranidae
Source: RefSeq, a predicted model, not a curated record